Molecule: messenger RNA, 1056 nt
Organism: Symbiodinium sp. CCMP2456
Lineage: Eukaryota; Dinophyceae; Suessiales; Symbiodiniaceae
Source: the annotation of a GenBank genome assembly
AUGCAAGAGUACCUGGCGCAGCUUGCGGCCGACAUCGCCGCGCUGGCGCAGACGACGGGUCAGAAAGCCGAAGGCUCCGAGGUCGCGCGGGCCGCCGCGCAGCUGGAAGAGACGAGCGCCAAAGUCGCAGAGAUGGGCCUGCGGCUCUCGUCUGCGCUCCAGCGCGUCUGGCCGCAUCUCGAAAGACUGGAUGACAGGGCUCUCAAGCUGGAGGGCUGGAGUCGAGAGGCCGUGAAGGAGCUCAAGGUCCUGCGGAGCGUGGACUCGGAGCUCGCGCUUCGGCUCGACAGGCUGGCCGACGAGGUCCAGGAAGUCGUCGGUUCCAGCGAGGAGAAGUGGCAGGCCCUGGAGCGAUGCUUGCGGGCACAAGCCACUUCGGCAGAGCAGAAGGAUGUUGCGGCGACAGAGCUCAUCACGACAUUGGAGGAGCGACUGGAAACCCUUGAGAUGGAUUUGGAGAGGGAGACCCGGCGAGCUAAGGAGAAGGUGGAGGAGUCCAUCCACGAUUUCAGUGACAAGAUCUGCGCCUUCGAGGAGACGAUCAAAGACAAAGAGCAAGCAGUUCAUUUUGGCGCACGGUGCUUAUCUUGUAAUCGCACCUUCGACGACGUGGUCAAAACACCAGGAAGUGUGAAUCUUCCCGCAGAGAAGCGUCGGGCACAGGUUUUCGCGGAGAUUCAGAGGGCUCUGCACACUCCCAGGACUGAUCCGGAGACCAUCAAACUGUUGGCUGUCAAGGUGGGAAGACCGACUGCGGUUACUGCGAAGCAAAGUUCUUACGCCAGCCGCAACGGGGACUCUUUAGCCAACGGCCUUGAGGAUGUGCAGCUCAUCCCUGUCCGCACCACCUCUUUGAGCCGAUCAGUGCCGCCGAGCCGGUCGCAGUGCUCUCCGAGACCGCCCUCCAAAACCUCCGCGUCGAACGUGCGUCCACAGAGUGAGACCUCGAGCUGCUGGACACAUCGUCGCGGUGGUGAAGCACCCGCUGCUUGGACUGGCCGAAGACAUCGGGCUCAUUCGAAGGUGAAUGAGGACAUCAAGUCUGCAGUUUCAUGA